UCCAGCGGCAGGAUGUGAUCCACCAGCAAGGAGGGACGCCAAUAAGGUGUCCGGAUCUUCCACUGGGUAUCAGAUGUAUGCUAACGAAGCUGGAAGACCAUGAUAACACAAACCUUCUACAGCCCAUUUGCUGCGAGACUCCUUCAGGAGCCAGAAGAAGGAGUCAGGUCCCCUGGUCUGGGAUCCCCAAUGGUUGUAAGCUAUCAUGGGUGCUGGGAACUGAAGUCCAGUCUUUGAAUGGUCUACGAGUCAAGAUGCUCAAUGAAGAGACAGGAGGCCACAGGUGGAGACAGAGGCAAAAGGAGGAUCAUGUGAAGAGCAACCUGUUGUUAUUGAGCACCGUGAGAGGAAGAUCCAGGAGGUCAGUGCAAGAGUCAAUGAGCACUCUACAGAGCACUGCAGCUAUCAGUGAGAACUGUGUGAGGAGCCUGGACAUCACUGAUGCAACAUUCAGAGAACACUGCCGCCUGUCGAGCACCCCUGCAGUCAGUGAGCACCCUCUGUGGAGCACAAUUCUCUCAAUCCUGCUGACAGGAAGGUAUUACAAUUUUGCUGGCAUCAGUGACCUGGCAUCUUGGAAUUAUCCCCUGCUUCAGUUUACAGAGGAAUAAACCGCUGCCCGAUCUCUGUGCCAGAAUGUUAUAGAGAAGGCGUUUUGUUUAUUUGAACUAAGCCAGUGACCUUUGCCAGCAUUCGAAUCAUGAGCUGCAAAUUACAUGGAGUACCUUCCCUGCAUCAUGAAGAAAUGGUAUCGAGUUCCAGGGCCGUAUGGGACGAAACUGCAUUUGCUCUCAGCUCCUCAACAUUUAAUGAGAGAUCCUGAACAACAGAUAAAGUUGACAUGAUAUGACAAAGAUCCAUGGUGGCAGGGAGGCUUUUUUGUCAUAAUGGUGAUGUGCAAACUUCAGAAGAUUUAGCCUUCAAGUUUGGACACACUGCCAAGAAUGCGGAUUCCUUUUUUAAGUGGCCAGAUGUCUCAUGUCUGUAGAACUGUGCUUUCUGAGACAUUUUCUUUAUUUGUUGGUUUAGAUCAGAACAAGAAAGUACAUUGCCUUCUUGAAUCUAAUUCAAGUCACUUCCCGGGUCUGAGAAGCAUACCAUACCUUCAGACACCUAUUUUUAUCAUUUAAUAUAUUAUGUUGGAUUUUUACUGACUGUGUCAAAGCUAGAUUUAUUUUAGAACAUAUAUAUUUCAUCUUAAGCAAAGUCAAAAUGUUAAAAGUCACUGUAUGAAAACCAGGGAAUGCGAUGGAAAACUAGCAGAUUAUCAGAAAGUAGUUUUUAAAAAAACCCACAAACACCAAAGGGAAAUCAGACAGGUCUUUGAUAACUUUGCUUCAUUGAGCGCCCUGGGACUGUCUUGGUCAUCUCUACACAGCAACAAGGCUACCUUCAUGCACAGAUUAUGGUUGUGACUAUCAAGGAGAGAAAAUUACUGAAGUACAAGUUUUUUACUUCUUAAAAGAAAUUUUAUAUCCUGUUAUUGCAAGUGAUACAACACCAAGGAGUUAGGUUCUCACAUAUUACCAUGAAUCCUUUUACUCACUCACCUCAGUUCUGAAGAGAGUUGACCAGUUCUCCAUUAAGCUCAGGCUGAACUCUCUCAUGGAUUCACUGGAACUUCAUGUGUGUUAAGAGCAGAAAUAGUUGACAGCUUUGCUCACUGUAGUAUCCAUAAAGAGUAGGAAAACAAAUUAGUGCUGUUUGCUCCUUAUGCAUACACUGAGUCCAUGGCAUGGGGCUUCAAACAUUACUAUUAACAGUUCUCAAUUUGAACAUUACAAGCUGAUUUUAGUGACCUCAAUCACAGAUUUGAUGGCUGUUGAUAUUUAAGAGGAAGCAUUCCCACAAUGCUGAGAGCAUUCCUCAUGGACAUGGCAUCAUUCCACUGAGAAUGGUCCUGUACUUUUUUCAAGUUGGUAGUCUGAGUUAGAACAAAUCUCUCUGCCUUUCUGGUUGACACCAUGAGGUAAUAGUCCUUCAUACAUUGGAAUUUGUUCCUGCACCCAUAAUGAGCUCCAUUCAAACAUUUUAAACACAUGAUUUCCAUAAUCCUAAA
This is a messenger RNA of Cricetulus griseus (Chinese hamster), 2059 nucleotides long. The record is from RefSeq and is a predicted model, not a curated record. NCBI's taxonomy places the organism in Eukaryota, Metazoa, Chordata, Mammalia, Rodentia, Cricetidae.